Messenger RNA from Coturnix japonica (Japanese quail), 1783 nucleotides. Lineage: Eukaryota; Metazoa; Chordata; Aves; Galliformes; Phasianidae. The record is from RefSeq and is a predicted model, not a curated record.
CUGCCGCUCGGCGGCGGGUUGGCCGUGUCGUGAGGGCGGAAGCGGCGAGCGGCGGUGGAGCGAGUGGAGGAGGUGACUGGGAAAUGGAAAAAACUCUAAUCAGAAUUCAUCCCGUUUCUGAUCCAGAAGCAGUGUAUUUUCUACAAGUAUCAUGGGAAAAAGAUAUAAGCAGUGGCUUUGGUAUAAAGCUUACCGAUGGUGAAUGUGCAUGGACUGGGACAGUGUCUGAAGCUGAAAUUUCUAGGGAGGCUGCUGACAUGGAAAUGGAUAGAGAAAAAUAUGUUGAAGAACUGAAGAAAGCGUUGAUACUUGGAGAAGAAUCAGCUGGCAAAUACAACUUCACUGUUUCAGUGGAUGAAGAAAAUUCACAGUGUCACUUCUCCUAUGAAAGAAAUCUGAGAGAUGGCUCUUUUAGACUUGGAUCUCUGAAGCUGCAAAAAGUGUCAUGUCCAGCUGAUGUGGUUAAAGAGCUGAUUGGCUAUUGUCUGGACUGCUUAGGAGGACUCCAGGUGAAAAACAAGCACCUGCAAAAAGAAAAUGAGAGGCUUUUCUGUGAUUUGAGUGAUGUUGAGAAAAGACUUUGAAAAGUGCUGGAANCUAAAGAAGAGCUAGAGGCAGAUCUUUAUCAUCGGUUUGUUUUGGUGCUGAAUGAAAAGAAGACGAAGAUAAGAAACUUGCAGAAGCUGUUGAAGGAAGCUAAAGAAUUUGCAGUGGAUGCUCAAUGUGCAAGGGACAGUGUAGCUACAACACAGAUGGCAACAGAGAAAGAAAAUGAAUAUGAUGACAGCACUGAGGAGGAAAGUGAAAAUUUAAUACAGCCCUCAUUACCAUCAGCACCAGAACGAAGAGAUUCCCUACUGGGUAGUCCUGAUGUCAUCAGUAAUGCUCCAAGACGAAAGAGAAGACAAAGAACAGUAAAUCCUGUUGGGACAGAAGCUAAGAUAUCAACUUAUGAGACAGAAAUGCUAGAAAAGGAAAAGCCUGAUCUCUCCUCACAGAAGACAUCAGGCAAGCACUCCCCGGAUGUGAUGUCUCUUGAAACGCUGGAAAACACUUGUGAGCCAGAGGACCUCUUUGAUGACAUUUAGCUAUGUGUUGGCUGAGAAACUGACAGACUGGCGCUCCACAUCAUGUUGAGCUAUAAAACUAAAAAGCUUUGCUAUAGACACUCAGCUGAAAUCUUUAUGGUAUAUGAUGACAUAUUGCUCUAAUCCUCUUGCACUGCCCUUGUCCCCAUUCUUCACUACAUGGUUGCAGAUCCCUUAGUUUCCUAAGGCUUUGUUUGUGCCACCCUUGAAAUCAGUUCAGCCUCUGUGCAGACCUUUUAUCACACGUGUAUGGGGAAAGAGAACACACUCACAGUUUUACAUCAUAACAGUCUUUGUCUGCUGAUGGUAUCUGGGAAGAACUGUUUUUCAGAUGUCCCCAGGGAAUCACUCAGACAAGAGGAAGACUUAAGGAUAUCACUGUACUUACCUUAUAUACUGCCCCUUUCUCGGAGAGCUCAGCUUAGACAUGGUCUAGCUAAUUCAUCCCUGACUUUAAAUGAGAUAUAUGUCUUCCAAAAGUGAAAUAUCCAAAGAGGCUACAUUUUUAUUGCUAUUUGAAGAUUCUUUGUAGUAUCGUGCAUUGCAGAGUAGAUUCUUGCAUUUGGGAAUAUUUCUUCAAGACUGAAUCUAUUUUAAGCUUCUGUAGAAACUCGUAGCCUUUAAAAUUCACAUUUUCAUAUUUCGUUAUUUUUCCUAAUGUGAUUUCUAAAACAAUAAAGUGAUUUCUAAAAAGA